Molecule: messenger RNA, 772 nt
Organism: Paramecium pentaurelia
Lineage: Eukaryota; Ciliophora; Oligohymenophorea; Peniculida; Parameciidae
Source: the annotation of a GenBank genome assembly
AUGGGAUUUUCAUGCUCUAAACAAAAGUAAAAUCAUACAGAUAAGAGAGUUGAAAUAAAAAAGAAUGAGGACAUUAGACAAAGUUUAAGUACUACUAAAGAGGCAAUUAACUUUAUAGAAAGCAACUGUUUAGCUAAUGUGAUGAGAACUAAACCUAUAAAAUCUUAUUUAGCUGAAUAGAUUGAGAAAUAAUAAAUUCAGAUGGAUUCAUGUGAAAUCUUGGCAGAUAGGAUAGAGGCUAAAUCUUAAUUAAUAAUUCGAAGCUAUAAUCAUUUUACAGAGAAAGCUUUGAAAAUAAAGUCGAAAGUACUAGAUUAUUAUCGAAAUGAAUACUUGAAUUAUAUAAAUUCCAAUCUUGAUACAAUUACAAAUAUAGAAUUUAUAUAAAAAGAAACAAUUUAGGUAAAUUUAUUGUGAUUUUAUCUAAUAGUUACUAGUAGAAACAACAAUCAUAUUGAAUUGUCUAAUGGAUAAGAACUUUGAUGAUGAAAUUGAAUUAUGGUGGGGAAACAAUUACUUUAGUGAUCGAAUUUAACAUUUAGCUCUUACUGCUACUGAUUGUUCGGAUAACACAGACAUAAUUACAACUCCUAUAAUACAGUAUAUAAAUGCAUUAAAAAACAAAAUACUUUAAGUGAUGCCAAUCUAAAAUAAUCAACCUAAAUCAAUUGCAAAUAGUGUUGCUAUAACUAAUGUUCAUUUAACUCAAUUUUAUAAAGAUCUUAAAUUGGAAUUUGCAAAAAAAGUAGAUGAAGAAGAUGAAAACAAUUGA